AUGUCUGCACGCCGCCCAGCAGACAACUCGGCGCCAGGUCAGCCAGGCCCCAAGCGCCCAAAGACCAAUGCUCCCAUCGACAUCGCCGCCGUCCGAGCCCAGCUCGCCGCUCGCAAAGCUGCCCUCGAACAGCAAAAGCUCGGCGGGGCCUCUCCAGCUCCCGCUUCUGGCUCUGCCUCCCCGGCGCCCCCUACCCCGGGUCCUGCAGUCUUGCCUAAAGCACCGGCUAUAGAUGGCGGCAUACAAGCAAAACUCGCAGCUGCACGAGCCCGGCUCGAAGCUCUCAACCCCGCCCCCGCCCCUAAACCCAACAACCCCUACCUUUCUGGCUCUGGCAAUGUCCCCAAAACCGACUCUCCACAACCAGCGGUAUCAUCUGUGGCUCUUCACCCGCUUUUGAUGGGAGACAACAACCCGCAACAGGCCGAGAAGGAAAAGAAUGAAAAGAAGGCCAUGAGGGAUCGGUACAAGCCUAUGGCACCGAAAUUCUCCUCUGUAAGGGCGAAUGCAUCGGCAGCACAGGCGCCUUCAAGGGCAUCCCCCGCCGCACCUCCAUCUGCUGCGACUAGUUUCAACCCCUAUGCUUCAAACUCGGCCUCGGCGUCGCCUGCGCCGGACGAGGGGCGAGGGGCUACCCGCAAAUCGCGAAAGCUGCAGUUUAGCAGGCAGGGAAAGUAUGUGGAGCAGGGAGAUCAGUUGCGAAAUGAGCAGAAAAUGGAAGCGUUGAGGUUGAGGAUCGCAGAGGCUAGUAGAAAGGCUGGGUUGGAUAGUGAAUUCGAUACCCUGGAGAGGAGUUUCAAGAGGCAGCCCCCUCCUGCUAUAGAGUGGUGGGAUGAGGCCAUCCUUCCCAAGGGUACUUCAUACGAGGAUGAUCUCGAGCCAGCCUUUGCCGACAUGGUCACCAACACCGCUUCGCUCAUCACCCACCUCGUCCUCCUACCUAUCCCCAUUCCUGCCCCUCAGGACCGCAAGCAAGCUGAGCGUGUCUUGAUGCUCACCAAGAAGGAGCAGAAGAAGAUGCGCCGACAGCGUCGACAGGCCGAGUUGGAAGACAAACGCGACAGGCAAAAGAUGGGUCUCUUGCCGCCCGACCCUCCCAAGGUCAGACUGGCAAACCUUAUGAAGGUCUUGACGAGUGACGCGGUUCAAGAUCCGACCAAGGUGGAGGCGAAAGUGCGGAAAGAAGUGGCAAUGCGAGCGUACAAGCACGAGAAGGAUAACAAUGACAGAAAGUUGACAGUCGAUGAGAGAAAGGAGAAAGAGUAUAACCAGAUGUUGGCCAAAGAGAGGAAUGGAAUCCGUGGCGCCGUUUUCAAGAUCAAAUAUCUUACAAACGGCCGCCACAAGUUCAAGGUCCGCGAGACAGCCAAAUCAGAUCUCUUGUCAGGCAUCUGUAUCUUCCACCCGAAAUUCGCUCUCGUGUUUGUGGAAGGUGUCGACAAGUCUGUCAAGCACUACAAACGUCUCUUGCUCAACCGUAUUGACUGGACUGAGCAAGCUCGUCCUAUGGACGGGUCAGACGGGUCAGACGGUGAAGGCGGCAAGGGCGGGGCGGAUGGCGAUCAGGACUUGGCGGAUAACAAAUGUGAACUCAUCUGGGAGGGAGAAUUGACUGAACGAACGUUCAAGAUGUUUAGGGCGAGGCAUGUCGAGACGGACGGAAAGGCGAAAGAGUGGUUGACGCCCAGGUUUGAGGGCAUGUGGGAUUUGGCCAAGAGGUGGAAGUGGGAGGGAGAGGAUAUGUGA
This is a messenger RNA of Cryptococcus wingfieldii CBS 7118, 1746 nucleotides long. Its product is annotated as U4/U6 small nuclear ribonucleoprotein PRP3. The transcript is spliced from 3 exons. Gene Ontology annotation, cellular component: U4/U6 x U5 tri-snRNP complex. The record is from RefSeq and is a predicted model, not a curated record. The coding region runs from base 1 to 1746 and encodes 581 amino acids. NCBI's taxonomy places the organism in Eukaryota, Fungi, Basidiomycota, Tremellomycetes, Tremellales, Cryptococcaceae. Gene Ontology annotation, biological process: mRNA splicing, via spliceosome.